AUGGAGCCCAGGCAGGCGGACGUGUCCAUCCCACUGCAAUCCUCCGGGUGGGGGGCGGCCGCCCCCGGCCGCCGGUCCGACCCGCAGCCCCGGGACUACGUGCUCUGGUCGGUGUUCAAUGUGCUGCUGUGGUGCGCUCUGGGCGGGCUGAGCUGCUUCGGUUUCCCCCCGCUCGUCUUCUCCAUCAAGGCCCGUGACUGUAAGUCGGUGGGGGACCUGGAGGGUGCCCGGCGUCACGGCGGCCGCGCCAAGGUCGCCAACAUCAUCUGCUCCGUGGUGGUCGGCGUCACCUGGGUGAUCUUCAUCAUCAUCGUGGCCAUCUUCUUCUCUACAAUCAGGGCCACCUGAGCACCGCCUGGCCCCACCUGUGGGGUCCUCCCCUCGCUCCUCCUGCCUCCAAAAUGUGCCCGUCCGGGGCGUGGGAGCGAAGGGAGAGACCCCGGUCCCCUCGCUGCCAGCAUCGCCGGUGUCCCCGCACGGACGGGGCGGCCAGGCCGGGGCGCGGGGGACGGCCCCAUCCCCGCCCUUUGCUCUGCUCACGCACUUCGCGGCACCCGUGACACACCUGUCGGUCACCGCUGCCACCGAUAAAGUUCGUCCCGACAAAUCCCCUCGUUGUCACCUCAUAGACCGCGGGACGUCGCAGAGAGUCCUCGGGCAUCUUUGUGGCUUUCUCCUCCUCCUCCUCCUCCUCAUGCUCUUCCCACUACCUCUAUCCUGCCGCGAAGGUUCCAGCCCAAAGCCCAGGGAAGUUGCUUCCCAACAUCUUGGAUGUUAUAGAUAUAUAUUAUAUUAGCUUUUCGCAAAUAUUAAAUUGAAUUUUAUAAAUGUAAUGUUAAAGUAACUUUGUUAUAAAGAUACAGUUUUUAUUUCUGUUUUUAAUUAAGCUUAGACACAGUAGUAAAAUAGCUAAUAUGAGUGUUCUUGUGUUAAAAUGCCUGCCUAGAUGAGAUAACACCCAAUAAACAUAUAAAAAAACGAACUGCUUACAGAUAUACCAACUAUCAACGCUCACCAUCCUCGGACAGAGCCAAAACUAAAAGUAAUAAUAAAAAACCCCAAAACCACAACGAAAAAAUACACAUGCUCUAAAAAAGUAAAACCAAAAAAGAGUCAUACUAAACAAUUCUUAAAAUACGUAAACUAGUUUAAGAAAAACGUUUACCAUACAUAAGAGUCUAUAAAUAUGAUAAAAGGAAAAAAGUGUUUAAGAAGUAUCUCCGAAGAUAAGCGUGCUCUUUAAGCACCCAGACACACCCAGCUGUAAUCUUAACUCUGUGUUCCUUAUCUCCUAUUAUCCUUCAUUAAACUUUAUAAGUUUUCA
This is a messenger RNA of Taeniopygia guttata (zebra finch), 1324 nucleotides long. Its product is annotated as interferon-induced transmembrane protein 5. The record is from RefSeq and is a predicted model, not a curated record. Gene Ontology annotation, cellular component: plasma membrane. Lineage: Eukaryota; Metazoa; Chordata; Aves; Passeriformes; Estrildidae.